AUGAAGUUUGCCACUGUCCUUGCUUUCGCCACCGCAGCUGGCGCCGCUUUUGCUAGCCCGCUCGCCUCCUCAGAGACUACCGAGGCUGGUCAGCUGUCCAAGCGCCAGUCGAUCAACUACGUCCAGAACUACAACGGUAACGCUGCCAACUUCAAGUAUGACCAGCACGCCGGAACCUACUCAACGAGAUGGACAAACCCUCCCGACUUUGUUGUCGGUCUGGGCUGGAGCCCAGGUAACAGCUAUCGGACCAUCAAAUUCAGUGGCUCCUACUCGUCCAGCUCGAGCUCGUACAGCGCCGUCUAUGGAUGGCUCAACAAUCCGUUGACCGAGUACUAUGUGGUUGAGAAUUACUCAUAUGACCCUUGCUCUAACAGCGGAGCCCAGGUGGUCGGCUCGGUCACCUCGGACGGUUCAAACUACAAGAUCUGCAAGCACACUCAGUACGAUCAACCUUCGAUUCAGGGCACCAAAACGUUUGGUCAGUACUUUUCGGUGCGUGCCAACAAGCGCAACUCGGGCUCAGUCACGCUCUCGAAACACUUCAACGCUUGGAAGCAGCACGGCUUCGCCAACGGCGCUGCCAAUCCAGACUUCAACUACCAGGUCUUUGCCACCGAGGCCUUUGGCGGUACUGGUUCUGCCUCGAUGUCCGUCUCUGGUUGA
Mycosarcoma maydis (corn smut) is the source of this 666-nucleotide messenger RNA. RefSeq names its product putative endo-1,4-beta-xylanase A precursor. The record is from RefSeq and is a predicted model, not a curated record. The coding region runs from base 1 to 666 and encodes 221 amino acids. Gene Ontology annotation, molecular function: hydrolase activity, hydrolyzing O-glycosyl compounds. NCBI's taxonomy places the organism in Eukaryota, Fungi, Basidiomycota, Ustilaginomycetes, Ustilaginales. The transcript has a single exon. Gene Ontology annotation, biological process: xylan catabolic process.